Clarias gariepinus (North African catfish) is the source of this 3670-nucleotide messenger RNA. It is a transcript of the gene vps35l, whose product is annotated as VPS35 endosomal protein sorting factor like. NCBI's taxonomy places the organism in Eukaryota, Metazoa, Chordata, Actinopteri, Siluriformes, Clariidae. Gene Ontology annotation, biological process: endocytic recycling. Gene Ontology annotation, cellular component: endosome. The coding region runs from base 351 to 3275 and encodes 974 amino acids. The record is from RefSeq and is a predicted model, not a curated record. The transcript has 29 exons.
UACACUGUUAUUGUGUCCAGUUUGUGCCAAAACAUUAGGAGAUGUUUCCAGAUGUUUCCAGAUGUUUUGUUCCUCAAACCUUUACACUCAUGCACGAACACUAUUAACCUUAAAAUACUAAAAGAGCAGGAAUUAAAGAUCAUCACUGCUUUGUUUACCUGUUUGUGAUUAGAAGGUGUUGAUUAAUAAGGUGUGUGUGUGUGUGUGUGUGUGUGUGUGUGGUGCAGUUAGAGGACAGUUAGAGCUCCUAACCCCCACGGCUCGGCGUGUGUUAUUCCUUUUCCGCUGCAGUUUCCAGCUGUAGUCUGUAGUGAGGACAGGAACUCGCGGGUCCUAAAGCCGCCUGCUUGAUGACAUCACUGUGUUUUUGUCCCCCCGCUUCCACACCCAGGCGUUCCCGCACGCGGAACUACGGCGCAGAGCUGCGGAGCUGCCGAGCGCCGGCCGUCCCGGUGCAGAGCGGAGACUACCACCCGCUUAAACCCAUUACAGUGACGGAUUCCAAGUCCCGCCGCGGCGCUCGAAAAGGCAGCACGUCCUCCUCGUCCUCGUCCUCGGGCUCCGUCGCUCCCGACCCGCUGAGCUCCAUGCUGGAGGGCACCGACCCCCUGUCCCUCUUCGCCGCCGCCGCCUCGGCCGGCGACGCCCCCGCGCUGCCCCACAGCAGCUCCUCCGUGGAGCUCGGGAGGAAGCGCAGGGAAAAAGAAGAGGAAGUGGGCGGGGACUUUGAGCCGUGGUCGGCUAAACGCGGCGAGAUCCUGGCCCGGUUCACCACCACGGAGAAGCUGUCUAUAAACCUCUUCAUGGGCUCUGAGAAGAGUAAAGCCACCAGCCCCAGCUCUGCAGUCUCAGAGAAAGUGCGCACUCGUCUGGAGGAGCUGGACGACCUGGAGGAGGGCUCUCAGAGGGAGCUCCUGAACCUUUCUCAGCAGGAUUAUGUUAACCGGAUCGAGGAACUGAAUCAGUCCCUAAAGGAGGCGUGGGCUACGGACCAGAAAGUCAAAGCGCUCAAAAUCGUCAUUCAGUGCUCCAAGCUGCUUUCCGACACGUCUGUGAUCCUGUUCUACCCCAGCAAGUUCGUCCUGAUCACAGACAUCCUCGACACGUUCGGUCGUCUGGUGUACGACAGAAUCUGGUCCAUGUGCUCGGAUCCGGAUCCUCUGCCAGACUCGUUUUCGGUGGACGACGUGAACGACACGGCCAGAGAGACCUGCCUCAACUGGUUCUUCAAAAUCGCCUCCAUCAGAGAGCUCAUCCCUCGCCUAUACGUGGAGGCGGCCAUACUGAAGUGCAACCGCUUUGUAAACAAGUCCGGGAUUCAGGAGACGCUUCCUCGUCUCACAGCUAUGAUCCGGGGGAUCGGGGACCCUCUGGUGGCCGUGUACGCUCGAGCCUACCUGUGCAGGGUGGGCAUGGAGGUGGCGCCGAACCUUAAAGACAGCCUGAACAAGAACUUCUUCGACCUCCUGGCGUCGUUCAGACAGAUUCACAGCGACAGUGUUCAGAACCAGCUGGUCAUCCAGAGGGUGGAGAUUCCCGUCUACCUCACGCUGUAUUCUCCUGCCAUCCACUGGAUCCUGCAGUGUGUGGCCUACCGAGCCCCUGAUGUGCUGCUAACAGAAAUGAUGGAGAGGUGCAAGAAGCUCGGCAACAACGCGCUCCUCCUAAACUCCAUCAUGUGGGCCUUCCGGGCCGAGUUUGUGGCCACACGAGCCAGCGACUUCAUCGGCAUGAUCAAGGAGUGUGACGAGGCUGGGUUUCCCAAGCACCUCCUGUUCGGCUCUCUGGGCCGCAGUCUCGCCUGCGCCGACCCUCCCGAGAGCGAGAGGCUGCCCGUCCUUAACGAGGCCUGGAAGGUCAUCACGAAAGUGCGCAGCCCACAGGACUACAUCAACUGUGCAGAGAUCUGGGUGGAGUUUACCUGCCGUCACUUUACCAAAAGGGAGGUGAAUACCGUGCUGGCUGACAUCAUCAAACAUAUGACCCCUGACCGCGCCUUCGAGGACGCGUAUCCACAGUUGCAGUCAGUGAUGAAGAAGAUCCUCACCUACUUUCACAACUUCUCUGUCCUCUUCUCCAUGGAGAAGUUCCUACCCUUCUUGGACAUGUUCCAGAAAGACAGCGUGAGGGUGGAAGUUUGUAAAUCCAUCAUGGACGUCUUCAUCAAACAUCAGCAGGAGCCGACUCGUGACCCGGUCAUCCUCAACGCUCUGCUCCACGUCUGUAAGACCAUGCACGACUCGGUCAAUGCUCUCACAGUGGAGGACGAGAAAAGAGCUCUAGCUCUGCUGAUCAAUGGCUUCAUCCGCAUGGUAUCUUUUGGGCGGGACUUUGAGCAGCAGUUGAGUUUCUGCGUGGAGGCCAGAGCAACCUUCUGUAACCUGGAGUCAGUCAUCAUUCAGCUGGUUCAUACGGUGAAUCAUUUAGCCAUGGAGACCAGACGAGUCAUGGGCGGGAAUCACUCGCGCAAAACGGCGGCGUUCGUCCGGGCUUGUGCAGCGUACAGCUUCAUCACCAUUCCGUCUCUCAGCAGCAUCUUCAGCCGUCUCCAUCUCUACCUGCUGUCGGGACAAGUGGCUCUGGCCAAUCAGUGCCUGUCCCAGGCUGAUUCCUUCCUGAAGGCAGCGGUGGGCAUUUUGCCCGAAGUGCCCCGUGUCAUCAGCGUGGAGGGUAAACAGCGCUCCUCUGAGCCCUUCCUCCUCGACUUCAUCAGUAACUUCCUCUCCACGCUGCUGGUGGUGCCGGACCACCCUGAGCAGGGUGUGUUGUACCUGGUGAGAGGGCUGUUGAACAUGGUGCAGGACUACACCUGGGAGGACAACAGCGACGCUAAAGUGCGCGUGUACAUCAGUGCGUUACCCCUGCUGGCUGCCAUGAGUCAGGAGAGCUACCUCUACACCAUUCCUAAAGUGGAGUCGAACGAGACGCUGUACGGCGGCGACCCCAAGUUCAUAGCAGAGAUCAGCCGCGUGUGUGAGACGGUGAUUGGACAGGUGCUGGAUUACCUGAAGACUCUGAGCCAGGACGAGGGAGCGCGCCGGCAGGGAGCUCUGGCUUUCUCUCUGUUCAGCUGCUUGUUGGCUCACGGAGAUCUGCGCAUCAACAAACUCAACCAACUCGCCGUUAAUCUGUGGAACCUGAGCCACAAGAACGGCUACUGCGACACGCGCGCCUCGGUGCGUACCCUGGAGCACAUCAAGCAGCAGGCCCAGCAACCCGACGCGGCUCACCUCUCCGACAUGCUCCUGCGGCUCUCCCUGCAGUCACGAGCCUGAACCUCUCUGACCUUUGACCUUUGCGUGUCCAGGUCCACACAGUGCUUCUGAUCCUCCUGUUACCAGUAUGGUGUGUGUGUGUGUGUCACAGCUUCACUCCCCUUACCCCUCUCACUCGGACCACACCGGCCCAGCACACACCCAUUACAUAAACCUUGUGAAAACCCGGCGCUGAUGGCGAGGCUCACACUCUCCCGACACCUGAUUGGUCGAGAUGUGUGUGUGUGUGUUUCUGGAGAACGUUGUGAAUUUAUAGUUGAUUAGUAAUAAUUAGAGUAUUCUCUACAUAACUGCACUUUUUGCUUCACUGUUAAUCACCUGUAGCUCAGCUUACUGUAACGCAACAUGACUACGAAUCUCACACUUUAAUAAACCUUUUGCAUAUUUUAAAUGUU